This is a messenger RNA of Pediculus humanus corporis (human body louse), 936 nucleotides long. RefSeq lists its product as uncharacterized. The transcript has 4 exons. The coding region runs from base 1 to 936 and encodes 311 amino acids. Lineage: Eukaryota; Metazoa; Arthropoda; Insecta; Psocodea; Pediculidae. Gene Ontology annotation, biological process: non-motile cilium assembly. The record is from RefSeq and is a predicted model, not a curated record.
AUGACGUUAAAUAUUUUUUUUGUUGUGUGUCAUGGAGGGGGAAAAGAAAAAUCAUCAACGAGUAAAAAAUCAUUGAAUCGAAUAAAAUCGGGUGAAACACAAAAGCACAAAAUAAAUUAUGAAUCUCUUAAAAAUGUUUCGAAUAAAGAAAAUGAUGAUUUACUACCAGAGAGUGCAAAAUUACACAGGGAAUCAAACGAAAAAAAAAAAACCAAAGAAACAAAUGAUGAUGAUAAUAAAAUCAUCAACGAAUCAAACCUUUCUCAUACCACCAAUGUACCUGAUAAGACAUCUCUUCCAACGGCAAAUUUUCAAACGUCAAUAGGUACGAAUCCGAUAUGUAUAAAAAUAGUUGAAGGUAAAGCAUACGAAUUGGUUGAUAGAAAAUCAACGGAAAUGUCAAAAAGCGAUUUGGAAAUAUUCGAAGCUCGGCAAAAAGUUUUAGAAGAACAAAAUAAAAAAAGAAAAGAAAUGUUGGCUAAAAUAAUAUUAGACAGGAAGAAACAAACGACGGAAGAAGCCAAAAGGUUACAACACAUACAAGAAGAAUUACAAAAAUUGGAUUUGUUAUUGAGUAGCGACGUUGGAAUACUGAGAAAUAAAAUCGAAGAAGCUUCUUUGGAUUUUGCCGAAGCUCAAAAACGUUACAACAAAGCGGAAAAAGAAUUUUUAGACUCGAAACAAAAUCUAUUUGUUAAAUUGGAAAAAAAAGAACUUUUAACAAAAUUACUUUGCACAAUAAUCGAACAAAACGAAUUGAGAAAAGCUCAAAAAUUAUCCGAACUCAUGGAAAAAUUAGAAGUUAAAGACAAUGGAAAAAGGAUCGAACAAUACGAAAAAAUCGUGCCUGAUGAUCAAAGUGCCUCAACGACAAAUUCGAAUUUAGAAAAAGGUGAUGAUGAUGAUGAUGAUAAUAAAAUGAUCAAACCGUCCUAG